GAGCGAAUGACUUUGAGCGAAAGGAAGUCUUAAUAUGUUUUCUGCUAGUGAACAUCAAUAAAUGAUGUUUUGUGAAAUUUUGUGUCGACCGAAGUUUAAGAUGUAGAAUUGAAUCUGAUUUACCAUUUGGUCACUCCUCCCUGUAGUAAUAGGUGGAAGUCCUAAAUUUACAAGAAAUGAAUGAAGAAGCCGCUCAUGAGUUGGAGUUAAAAAGAGCAUCUCCUACAUGGUUGACAUUUAUUAGGAUUUUCUUCAGACGAAGAGUUCUAAUGCUUGCCUUGAAGAUAAGCAGUGCAGCAGGCUUAAUGAUGCGUUAUAAGUGUUUGGGAUUCCUGCUAGUGAUGUACUUUGUGGCCUUUGGUUGACUCGUUUCUUGUCAACCACCUUUCGUGUGUAUGUACACAGUUGUCUUUGGAUGAGUUGAUAUUCCUUACUUGCACAGAUAUUAUGGUUGUGCAUUGGUGUCUUUCAGUGACAUAAAUUGUAAAUGCUCAAUGAAUAAACUUUGUUUUGGCAGGUAUAUUGUAAAAUGGAAAUAUUAGCUGUAAGUUUUAAGUCUCUGAUAAAAUCAAUGUACCCAUGCCACAGCCUAGUUCCACAUAAUAGACUGGGAAAUGUGUCAUGGCAAUGCUAUUACAGAAAGUAUAAUACUAGUCAGCAUUAUAUCAGACAGUAUUACCCAAUUCUGAGGAAUGGUGGUGUUUUAUGUCCACAAGUGAGGCCUCAAAGACAAACAUUUGUACAUUUCUCUGUGAACAAUGCAGGCAACCGAUAUUUACAUACAUCAUCUCCAAAGUGUGCAUUGCCUCCAGCGCUGUUGUUAUUUUUGAGGCCCCUGUCUAAAUUUGCGGCUAUUUUGUUUGGCCGCUCAUUACGUAUGUGGUGGAAGAAAUUACCUGCUGAUAAAAGACUGUUCAUGUUAGAAGCAUUUCGAAGCCAUAGAUACCUCCUUCUUGGUCUUGGGGCAUCCAUUGGAGGUGGAAUUUGUUAUUUUUAUAUAACACACCUAGAAGUUGAUCCACUGACAAAACGAGAGAGGUUUAUUGCCUUCUCUGAUGACCAAAUGAAAGCAAUGGCAAAGAUAGAACAAGAGACGAUGCUAAGUAAGUUUCAAGGAUGUGUCUUACCAGCCUCCCAUCCAGUUUACAGAGAGGUGGCUAAAGUGGCAAUGCAUAUUUUGGAAAGCAAUAUGGAUAUUGACAAAGUUAAACACACAAACUGGUCUCUCAUUGUCAUCAACAGCAUUGAUGAUAAAAAUGCAUUUGUUCUUCCGAAUGGCACAAUAUUUAUAUUUACGGGAAUGCUGACAGUGUGCAAUAGCAUAGACCAGCUGGGGAUUAUUAUAUCUCACGAAGUAGCACAUGUACUUCUGUCACAUAUGGCAGAGCAGAUGAGCAGAUUGCAUUUACAUGAAUUAUUGAUGAUUGUGCCAAUUAUUAUAUUAUGGGCAUUGUUUCCUGAUGGUGUUGCCAUGUUUUCUCAAUGGUUGUCCAAUUUGUUUGUAAAUACUCUUGUUCACUUACCGUUUAGUCGCAGUGUUGAGUCUGAAGCUGAUGAAGUAGGUUUGCAGUUGGCUGCCAAGGCAUGUCUGGAUGUAAGGGAGGCCAGUGCAUUUUGGGAGAAGAUGAAAUCACUCAGUGAUAGUGAAUCUGAGGAAGUAAUUGAAUUCUUGUCUACCCAUCCUGCAUAUGAUACAAGGAAGAAGUUUUUGGAUUCGAAAGUUCCAGAAGCCAUGAAACUCCGAGAAAAAUGCAAUUGUCCAGCUCUUUCACCUCUUGACCCAAGAACUAUUAUUAAGACUGAAAUUUCACGGAAAAUACUCUAAUAACGUUGCAAGAUUCAACAGCGCAAACUCCUUGGUGACAGGAGUUUCGUCAUAUAUGGACAUGUAACACUUGAGAUCAGGACCAUAUGAGGUAGCAUAGUGGUAAGACGCUGGAACUGUGUGGGAGGACAGUGGUUCAAAUCCCCAUCCAGUCAUGUAGACUUAAAUAUUCCAUGGUUUACCCAAAUAGGAUAAGCCAAGGUAGUUCCUUUGUAAAGGUUACACUCCUGAUUUCCUUCACUCCAUCUUUCUACAAUCGGAGCUUGUGCUCCACCUCUAAAGAUGACCUUGUCGACUGAAUGUUAAAACCUAUCUUAUUCUUUUAUACUUGAUAUCAGGAUGUGUGUGUUUUCUCAGAAAAUAAAUAAAAUUGAUCUUGUCUUUUGUUGGUUGUUAGUGCAUCUUGCAAAGGAGUGUUUAACAUAUGCUUUGUAAUAGUAGUCUGUAACACAUUCAUGUCUAUACUAAACAGAAUUUCCUGAAUCCCAACAGUUUAAAUUUAUAUUGCAUUUUUGUGUGCAUUUGUAAUUUGAAAUUAUAAAACAACAAAAUAAUGAUGCUUCCAUUAUUUUAUAGUGAUAGCCACUAGUUUUUAGUGACUUGUUGGCUGUCAAUUUUCCCUUAGUGUACUUGCAUGAAUAUGUAACCUAUGUGGUCCAACUCCUGCUAUGGAUUUUCUUGUGUGGAAAUUUAAUAGCAUAAUGUUGUCAAAGCAUUCUGUAUUUUUUCCUGAUUGCAUGUCUGCAAGCAGUCCGUUUCUCUUUUUCAGUCUAUUCUUGACUGAAAGACAGAAUUUACAUUUUUAAAUUUAACACUUUGGGUACAGGGUGUUUAAAAUGUGUACCAUGUUCAUACUGGAGAUAAUAUUUGUCAAAAUCUAACAAAAGUCCUGCAAGCAUAUUUGUGAAAACAAAGACUUGUUAAUGUAUGGGCCAUUCUGUCAGGACAGCCAUUACUUUCUCAUCACUCCAGUAGGUGUGUGUGAUCAUCCUUUCUUUAAUAUCCUUUAGCACUUAUUAAAGAAUCAUGAUCUCAUGCAAACACACCUGAAAGCACUCAGAUUUGGUAGGCAUCAAUGGCCUCAAUGUCAUGCACCCAGACAGUCUUAAAAUCAUCACCAUAAUCAGAUUUAAUUACAUGUACAAGAAACAGGCUCCUGUAAAUUGUGCAUGUUGUUGAAAUGUGUGUCAUACACAAUGAUUUUAAAUGUUCACUUUGCCAUAACAUUCAAGUAAACAGGGACACCACACUGCUAGACCAUUUUGAUGAAUCCAUCACUCAUUAAAUGUUUUGAUUAAAGAUAGAAAAUGGGAUGGUGCCCCAUUGUGCAUGAACCACAUCUGUUGUUUUUCUGCAAGAGUAACAUUGUCCGGUAACAUGGAUAAUUUGUCAUGCAGAAGUUGUUGAUGAACAGUGUUCGUUAGUGUGACAGUGAAGGGUUCAGCAUUGUGAAUAUGAUACUAUCAUUUCUGCCCAUUCAUAGAUACGAAAGUGGACAUGUUGUCUUAUUUCAAUGAUCACUCUCUGUUUUGAAAGUGCUCACAUUGUGAGUGUUGUGAGAGUCUCUUUCAUGGGAACUUCAGCAGCUUCAUAUAGGCACUUUACUGCAGCCCUGAAACUGUAUUGUAUUUGGGAAUUUAAUGAUCAUGUAGAAUGCAUAAAUAACUAUACUUCUAGAAUGAGUUUGGAAGGUAGGAGACGAGGUACUGGCAGAAGUAAAGCUGUGAGUACCGGGCGUGAGUCGUGCUUCGGUAGCUCAGUUGGUAGAGCACUUGCCCGCGAAAGGCAAAGGUCCCGAGUUCGAGUCUCGGUCGGGCACACAGUUUUAAUCUGCCAGCAAGUUUCAACUAUACUUCUUCCAAUCAUUCAUGAACUGAACACUGAGUAUUGGUUCUUAAGAUUUUUUUUUAGUCUUUCACAUUUGAUGGUCUGAAAAAAAAAAUGCUUCUCAAAAAUGCAUUACUGAUUUAAUUUGGUCAUCAUGCCUUCUCUUGGAUGUAUCUGUCAAGCUGAUAUCCCAUUUCCCAAUUCACUGCAAUGUUUGUUUUAUUAAAUAUGUAACUCAUUCUGGUGGUUUAGCUGUGUCUGUAAUGAUAUUACCUAUUGGAUUAUUUUUAUGUACUGUAGUAGUUCCACUAGGAGUGUGGAAAUUGAAAUGAAAUUUGUAAUGUCACUAUUUCCACUGUUACUUAUAUGUUUCUUCUACACCUGCAUUUAUUAUAUCUUUUCUCUCGUGAUCUGUGUUGACAUUUCUUUAACUGCCUCCAUUUUGUUACAAAUGGAUACUGACACAAUGUAGUUAGCUGUUAGCUGUAUGUAGUGCACCCAAGUUGUAAUUUCUCAUUGUGAAAAACUUGAGUUGGAUUCUGAGUGUAAUAGGGAGUCCAACAGAAAAAUAGAGCAUGGCAUUGGGGCCAGUACAUGUGUCAGAACUUAAAAUUAAUAUCUGGAAGUUCUCUUUUGAUUUGGAAUAUAAAUGGGGCUAUUUGAAGUAAACUUGCUUGUGGUUUCUGAGAUUUUCUCAGGUUGAGUGAUUAAUAGUGAGCUUUCUUCUGUUCAUAUGAACUGUUAUUUCCAUUUUUGUGCAAUAUUUAAGUGACCAUCUCAGCCUUUAUGCUGGGUCUGUCAUCAAAAUAUUGUGCAUAAAAUGGAAACGAUGUGGCUGAAUGCCCAGAAGCCCAAUAUUAAAUUCACUUGCAUCAGAUCAAAUCAGAGAAAAACUUUUUUCUCUCCAGUGAUCCUGCAACUAUCCCAUAACCUAUCCACUCUUAUAAAACUAAAACAUGAGUGCAUUUGAAAAAGUUCAUGUUUGUUACUCGUGAAGGGACUGUUGCCUAAUUUGUAUUUAUGGGUCCAUCCUGUGAUACCUGCUUAUAUUUGUGUGCGUGGGUUGGAGAAGUAAAGUAAUAUUUGAUACUUGUUCCGUUUUGUUAACAAUGCUUGAGGUGUAACCUGAAAUGAGAUGUACAGAGUUACAGAAGACUGGUUAAAAAACUACACCCUUAAUGACUAAUAUGUCAAAUUUCAACCUCAUGUUGGUACUAAUUUUGAGUUUGGCUUUCCAUGCCUUUGUAGUAUCAGAAUGUGUCUAUAUUAUGAAAAUAAAUGUGAAAAUAUUAGCUUUUACCAUCAAACUGGUAGUACUUACAGUAAAACUGUGUGAAAAAUAUUCAGUUCCUUUCUUUCACACUCUUUGAUGUUUCAUUCUUCUCUUAUUAGAAGGUGUUUCUGCUGUAUAAAUGCCACUUUUAUAUACACAAAUGUCCCCAAACAUUGAAAUGCAUUUUUGCAUUCUGUCAGAAAUAAUCAGUGUGAAGUAAUUUGUUAACUGUCAUGUUUAGUAUGUUACCUUAUGUGGUUGGCCUUUUUUGGGAAAUUUUUAUAGUUCUAUAUAAGUGUGUUUUUGUGAACUAUUUAUCACAUAGUUUUGUAUAUUCAGUGCUUAAAAUUAUGUAUCAGAAAUGGCUUAAUCUGUGAUAAAGUUUUUGUGAUUAUCAUUAACAAACAUGUUCAGUCCUAAACUAAAUGUUUUUAAAAUGUGUAUUAAAUGUAUUGAGAAUGUGAAAGUCAUGAUAAAAUUAUAUACUUAUGACUAUACCAUUGGCCACAAUGUAGAAAAAUGGGGUAGCAAUAAAAU
Schistocerca cancellata (South American locust) is the source of this 5462-nucleotide messenger RNA. RefSeq names its product metalloendopeptidase OMA1, mitochondrial-like. Gene Ontology annotation, molecular function: metalloendopeptidase activity. Lineage: Eukaryota; Metazoa; Arthropoda; Insecta; Orthoptera; Acrididae. The record is from RefSeq and is a predicted model, not a curated record. Gene Ontology annotation, cellular component: mitochondrial inner membrane. Bases 530 to 1825 code for a protein of 431 amino acids. The transcript has 8 exons. Gene Ontology annotation, biological process: mitochondrial protein processing; protein quality control for misfolded or incompletely synthesized proteins.